Molecule: messenger RNA, 5629 nt
Organism: Galleria mellonella (greater wax moth)
Lineage: Eukaryota; Metazoa; Arthropoda; Insecta; Lepidoptera; Pyralidae
Exons: 7
Coding region: 143-5554 (1803 amino acids)
Source: RefSeq, a predicted model, not a curated record
UUGAAAAUGUUGAUUAAAAAAAUUUACAAUAGAAACGGUUUUGUCAUUGUAUUUUUGUAGGCUUAUUAUAUUUUUACAUUUUCAUUCUGGUACUUUAUUUCUGUUUGAAGUUAACUUGGGAAAAAUCUAUGUGACAGCGGACAUGUUGAUUAGUCGAGUUUUGGAGGACGGAGGGGCGGGCGAGGGUUGUAAAAUUUAUGAGGAAGUGGAUACCAUGCAUGAGUAUCAGACAGCGAGUGAACUGUUCGACAUCAUGGCAAGGAAUCAAACGUUUGAUUCUAAUGAGAAUGAAGCUCUUACUACGAGCGAAUUGAUUAUUUUAUACGAAAACAUUGAUAUAGGAACGAAACUUAUAAACACUGCAAAUGAUUUAAAACGUCCGAAUCGUCACGUAGAGACUAUUGUUCACAAUGAAGACCCUGACUCGGAUGGUUCGGAUCUCAAUGAAAUGUGCAGCAAGGAAGACUUUAAUGAUGUAUUUCUAAUUAAUAAAGAGAGAUUAGACUUAUUAAAUAGUACACCGUCUUUACAGAACACUCUGUGUCAAAAAAUAGGGGAUUUACAAAUGCAAUCGUCUGAUUUAAAUACUGAAUACGAUAGACACUUUCUAUUUAAGGACCCUUAUGUAAAAGAACAACUCAAAAGCUUAAAUGUGAUACCCAAUUUGAAAGAAAUUGACGAUACAGUAUUCCCAGGGUCAUUAUUGAACUAUAUUUGUUGCAAACGCUUAGAGGAUGAUUAUAAUUUUUACAUGGAUAACAUUAUACGAUAUGUAAAGCAUACUAUAGAUCAUUUGAAAAGAAUUAGCAACGGCGAUUAUCUUACGGAGAAAGUAAAACGGAAAUGGAGAGAAGUCGAAAGAAAUGAUGCAGACAGUCAUGAAAAUAAUAAAAAAGUUCUAGCCACAUCGACGAGUAUACCUCUUCAUGUCGAACGGAAAAUUACUGGGUCUAAGUCCACUUGGGAUGAAAUAGUCCAUUCUGAAAUCGACGUUAGAUCAUUGUCCAAAAUAUUAGAGAAAAAGAUUGUAGUGGAAAUUCCAAAAAUUAUACGUGGAGCGUUCACUUUAUUUAGUGAAUGUCGUGCCGAUAAUUUGAUAAUUAGUUGUAAGCAAGAAAAGAAAAGCGACGUGCCCAAAAAUCAAGAAGGAUCACGAAUUGAUGUGCUUUUGCAACUGAAGCGAUCAGAUUCUGGGCACGUUAUAAGCAACAUUAAUUCUAUUAUGAUUUUGCAGGCAGCGUCUGCACCUGUGCCUGUAUUGCAAAACGAACCUGCAUCACUAGAAGCAUUAGUAAUACUAAACCCAAAAGAUCAUGUGGAAACUAAAGAGAAUGCCAAAAAUUGUAAGGAUAAACUAAAAAUUAUUGAAUUAAACGAAGAUGUGGAAAAAAGCACUUUUGUAGAAAAUCUUGUCAAUAAUCAAGAAAAUAUAAAUUGUGAUUCAAGUGAGGAUACUAAUCGAUAUACUAUUAGUGAGAACGAUUACAGUACAUCUUCAAAAAUUGGUAGUAACCGGGAAUCUAGCGAGUCUAGUAUAGCUCUGAGAGAAAUAUUGGAUAAAAAAGCACCUAAUUCAUGUAUGCAUGACAUAACUCCUGAUGAACUACAUCUUACAAUGCAAAAACUCAGUAUACAAUCUUCUUUGCCCGAGGAAAUCGGAGAAGACAUACAAAAUCCAUUAAAUAAGAAAAAAUCACCCACAAGAGUCAGAAUAAAAUCUCCAUAUGAAAACCAGUUAUACAUAAUAGAAGAGAAAAAAAGAAAGAGACUUCUGGAAAUAAGAGAGAGACGCGAAAGAAAGAAAAUGGCGCUCAGUGAAAACUGUAAGAUCACUAAACACAAGUACGGCAAAGGACCUAUAAUGCCCCAACCAUCGAAUUCUGUCACUAAGUUAUCUAUAACGAAUAAAUCAUUUUAUAAUUCUAUUUAUGGAGAAACCAUACACUUAGAUAAUAAAGUCAAGUUAGAAGCUCGUAGAGGAAAGAAGAAGCCUAUAUUUCAUCUGGAGGAAUCCGAAUCAGAAACUGAGACUACAAUUAUAACGCCGGAUGAAAAUAGUAAAAAGUAUGUUAAUAGAAGUUACUUAGAUGAUAAAAUGACGGAAAUGACGUAUAUGCAGAUGAAACGGCAUGACGGAGUGAAAGAAAUAUCUUCGACUUCUACAUCUGCUGUAUCCAAUGAUUUUGUUAAUAAUCUGUCUAUACUUUCGCAAUUAAUCGUACCAUCAGCUUCUGAUUUUAAUAACGAAGAAAAACCAGCCGAACAGUGUAAUGAGUACAAACCAGAUAGAAUAAACAGUCGUCAUAGCGUCAAUAUUAAAGAGGAUUCUAAAAUACAUUCAACUUCCUUGCAAAGUAACGUAAGUAUGGUCCCUGUAAAUACAUCCAAAGAUAAUGAAUAUGAAAAUAAAAAUGAUUGCAAAAGAGUAAACACGUCUGUAGAAUGCAGAAAAAGUAUUAUAAAAUUAUAUGAUCUUAUGAACAACCUUCGAAAAUUAGAAACAGUUGGAAAAAGUACAACUAUUAGUAAUUCGCCUGUUGAAGAAGAAAAAAAUAAUAUUGUAACACAAGGUAGCUCUAUUUUUCAAGGUAGUGAUAGUGGUACAAGUGUUAAGCAUCGUUUGACAUCAUCUAAUGCAAGUUAUUUUAGUUUUGACAAAAUUAACAAUCCAAACGGUACCUUCACGAAGCACUCAAUUAAUAAAAAGACUGGCGUCCCACCAUCCGUGGUCCCUAAAGUGAUAAUUAGUACAAAAUCUCAAACUAUCAAAUUUGAAAGCAAUAAGAAGGAUAAGAAACGAAUUUCUGUCAGUUAUUCUAAUGUUGCUCCUGAAAAUCCUUUGAAAGCGAUAUCGCAACUUCUUCAUGAAUUUGACAGCAUUCAAAAGACGAAACAGAAAGUACCUGAGCCAAAACAGACUAAAAAAUCAGAUCCUGCUUCUGCUGAUCUUCAAUUUGUUUCCCGUCAAAGUUGUUUUAAAAAAUGUUCACAAGUGGACCACCAUUUAAGAGAUGAACAAGUUGGUAAAAAUGUAUCUUUUAUAGCACCUAGAGAUAAAAGACCUAUUGCACCAGUAGAUCUUCUAAAAAUACCACAUCAACAAGUAACAAUUCAUGAGAAUAAUAUUGAAAAAUUGAGUAAAAAAAGAAUCUCUGAUAUAAUUGACGAAGCGAAGGAAGCACGAGGUGAGGCAGUGCGCGGGCCUUCUAAAUUAACUGCUAGAUUAAAUACAUUGGCGCAACCAAAAAGAUCUUAUGUGCAAGCGCACAGUAAAGAAUACUCAAUCAAAUAUGGGAGGACUGUAAUGGCUAACAGAUUACAAAGAUUAGCAACGAUUCCUGUACCACCUUCUGUCGAUAAAACAGUUGGGUUCGCUACUUUAAAAAACAAACAAAAGCGAUCAACGCAUGUUGGAGGAUUAUCUACUUCCAUGAAAAUAUUGUCACCAUCAAUGCAGCCUUUAGAAAAAACAGCAAGACUUCGACACUCAUUCAGCAUUAAUCCCCAAAGAAAAAUUUUACAGCCACAGGUGGGCACGUUUCACAAAACAAGCCACGCUGCCGACUUACCCGAAGCACAAAAACAUAAGAAGAUGAUUGUCGAACCCCAUGUGAAAAAUCAUUACGGUCGUGUGUUAUCCACGGUAGCGGCGAACGAAUUGCACAUGGCAAGCAAGUCACGGCCUCCGGACGUUCCAAAUGACAUUGAUCUAGCAUCUGUUACAUCCUCUCUAAUUGCUGAAGAAUCAGUAGCACUUGGAAGUAAACCGCAUAACAUAGUCAUCCAUACUAUGAUAAACUCAAGCGCUCCGAGUACUCUUUCUGUAAACCACGAAAUAACUUCAGACACUGAUGAAAUAAUUGAUGCUUAUUCUAAAGAAGAGCCAAGGUCUUUAGAUUCGGAUUAUCGUGUCGAUAUUUUCAAAGACACUGAUGUCCUAACAACGGUUAAAAACGAUGUAAAUGGUAAAGGAGAUAAAUCCAUUUCUAAUAUAAACAAAUACGAAGCAGAAAAUGAUAUGAAAUACGAUAUUCAACCAUUCAAUUCUUAUACGGAAUUGCAACAAUUAGAAAAUGCAUUACAUCGUCAACUUUCAGUUGGCACAUUUAAUAAACGACUGAGAAUUAAAAAUUUGACGUUAACACCUAAACAGUCUAUGCGUCAAGUAAUAGUUUUGCAGUCAGGUGACGCAAGUUCAUUAGUAGUGAAGACUUCAUUAUUACAAAACAUACAGAAAACUAAUUCAUAUACAAAUAAUAUAUCAGCAUUGAAACAUUUAUCUAUGUUAACGACAUCUCAAUUAGACUGGAACUACGGCAAUAGACCAAUACAAAUGGCAACUGUUGGCUACGCAUUUCCUGCUUACCAAUCAAUACAAUGUAGUUCAACUGCUCUUAGUAAAUCUUUAAGUAAUAUUAACAAGAAUGUAAUAAGCUAUUGCAAUGCCAAAUCAAACAAAACUAUUUUUUCUUCUAAAGGACAAGAAACAAAACAAAAUUUAGAAAAAUGUGUGCAAGCACAGGCUAAUGAAUUUCCAUUCUUGACCGUACCAGAUACUGAGAUAUUCUUACCGACAUCCAGAGAAAAAACAAGUGAUAAUACGUUACUGAAUUCUAAAACUGAUAAACUUAUGAAGAUUGAAGAAGAAAAUAAUGAAUUGAUAAAUAGAUCAAACGAGUAUAAUAAGACAAAUGAUGUUAUUAUUGAAAAAACAGAUAGUAUUGACUAUACUACUUCACUAGAUAUGCUAGUGGGCCUGUUGAAUGAAAUACAAAAGAUAACAUGUCAGACUCAGAUAGAUGCAAAAGAUGAUGUACAAUCUAAAGAACUUGGAACUAUUCUUAAUAAUGCUGCAGUUUUAGAAGACGCAAUGAAUGAACAACCUAAUGAUUUGAUUUCUGUUGCUUCUAUAAACAAGCAAAAACAAAUAGAAUUGAGCCCAAGUAUUUAUUCUUACAAUUUGCCUAAUAAUAAUGAACAAGAAACACGCAAUAAUUUAUACGACACCAAAUUGCCUAAGAGCGUUCAAAGUGAUUAUAUGCCUGAGUAUGCUGAUAAAGAAGUAAACGUCGAGGUAACAGAAAAGCAAUUUGUGAAUACCUUUACUGACGUGCCCUCUAGUCUUUUUCCUAUUGCUGUAAACCAUAGUACCAACGUCACUAAUUCACUUAUGGGUAUCCUAAGCAAACCAUCAACUCACUCAAUGUUCUCUAUUAAAGACUAUCACGUUAUAUACUCUAAUGAUUCUUCUUCUAACUGUCAAAAGAAAAUCAUAGAAUUGUCAAGUGUUGUGGAUAGCAACGAUUGCAUAGUUCAAUAUCAAAAUAUUGAGGAAGUUUCUGAUAAAGAUAAAUUACCUAAUUCAACAAUUAAAAUGACAAGGGAAACGAACCUAAUUAAUUCUAUCCAAAAAACAUUGGCAUACUCUAUUACAAGCUCCAAGUUCGAUCCUCUGAUAAAAAUUAAACGAGAUAUUUUAGUUGCUCUGUACUCUAUGUUGGUACUAACUGUUUUUGCAGCGUUAUCUUUUCCUGAAAUUCUGUAUCAUACUUGAUCUCAAAUUAAGAUAGUCUCGUGAAAUUUAAGUGUUUGCUGCUUAUAUUUUGGUAUAUUUAUUUAAAAUACAUGU